Kluyveromyces marxianus DMKU3-1042 is the source of this 984-nucleotide messenger RNA. RefSeq names its product Fsf1p (gene FSF1). Gene Ontology annotation, molecular function: monoatomic ion transmembrane transporter activity. Gene Ontology annotation, cellular component: mitochondrial inner membrane. Bases 1 to 984 code for a protein of 327 amino acids. The transcript has a single exon. The record is from RefSeq and is a predicted model, not a curated record. Gene Ontology annotation, biological process: monoatomic ion transport; mitochondrial transmembrane transport. Lineage: Eukaryota; Fungi; Ascomycota; Saccharomycetes; Saccharomycetales; Saccharomycetaceae.
AUGGCAUCUAGUGUUCCAGGACCAAUUCCGCUACCAGAGUCACGCUAUGAUUUAUCGUCAUACUGGGGACGAGUUCGUCAUUGUGCCGAAAUAUCUGAUCCAUCCAUGCUUCUUACGACCAACGAUGACUUGGCGCAGGCUCGUAAAGUAAUCAGUGCAUACCGUCAUGGAGAAUUGAAAGAAACUACUCCGGAAUUCUGGCGUGCAAAGAAACAAUUGGAUUCCACGGUGCAUCCUGACACAGGAGAAACCGUCUUAUUGCCAUUCCGUAUGUCCUGUUGCGUUCUCUCAAAUUUGGUUGUUACUGCUGGUAUGUUAACUCCAAAUUUGGGAACAGUUGGUACAAUGUUCUGGCAAUGGGCGAAUCAGUCUCUAAAUGUCGCUGUUAACAGUGCUAACGCAAACAAGUCUCAUCCAAUGUCCACAUCGCAAUUGAUAACCAAUUAUACUAUGGCUGUCACAGCAUCCUGUGGUGUUGCCGUUGGAUUGAAUAAAUUGGUGCCAAGAUUAAAGAAUUUGACGGCUAAUACAAGAAUGAUCUUGGGUCGUUUGGUGCCAUUUGCUGCUGUUGUGUCGGCUGGUAUAGUUAACGUAUUUUUGAUGAGAGGUAGUGAAAUCCGUAAAGGUAUCUCUGUUUAUGACUCCAAUGGUGAUGAGGUAGGAAAAUCCAAAAGAGCUGCAUUGUUUGCUGUUGGUGAAACAGCUUUCAGUAGAAUUACGAAUGCUACACCAAUUAUGGUUAUCCCUCCGUUGAUUCUAGUGAGAUUACAAAAGACAGUUUUGAAGGGAAAAUCUGUUGCUGUUCAAACUGCUGCAAACCUUGGUGUUAUUCUUGUUACCUCUUUCAUUGCUUUACCGUUCGCCUUGGCCGUCUUCCCUCAAUACCAGUCAAUUUCUGUUAGUAAACUAGAACCCGAGCUUGCUAAUAAGCUCGAUUCCAAUAAAAAGCUAAUCGAAACAGUCUACUUCAACAGAGGUAUUUGA